AAUUGUUCUUCGGCAGGGCAUCGCAGGACAUUGCCCGCCAAGCACAGGGUGUGUGAGCCUUCUUCCGCAAUGUAUAAAGAUUGAGACUUGCUUGCAGCGUGAGCGGAAAGGCCACAGCACCUCUGCCGCCAUCUUUUCCGGCCGCAUCCUCCUUUCCCUUUAUUGGAGUCUUACAUAGUGACUCCGCCAUCACCCAGACACUCCUUGCUAUCAACUUCAACAUGCGUUGUGCCCUGCUGUUCUUUUGGGCCGUGGCUUCUUGCCUAGCCCUCCAGAACCAACUGGACCACAGACGAUCUCUUUCUCCGCGACAAGUGGUCGAGUCUGACACGACAGUGAUCUCAGAACAUAUCGUGACCAGCUUCACCCAAGUAACCGACACCUACACUACCAUCCAAACCUACUUCGAGGAGACCUACAAGACUUUGUACACGCAAACAACAAUUCAAGAGGCCGGGGCCACCUUGACCCAAUUCCAACAAAGGUUGGAAGAGAGUGUCACCGUGAUCGGGGGAGGCUGUAACUGCGAUGUCGCAGGGGUCAAGACGGAAAUCAUCGAAUCAUCAGUCACGGUGUGGUUUACCCGCCUACAAUACAUGGUGCAAAUUUGCAGGCAACGUUUCUACUCGCAAUACACGACCUACUUUGGCACCACAUUCACAAGGAUCAGUGAACACUUGCAGGUAGCUCUUGCAGUCACCUACAACACCGGUAUCAACAUCGAUCACAUCGUUACCCACGUUUUCCGGACCGCAAGAAUCGAUUCCACCAUCUUAUCCUCUGUCAACAUCAAGACCACCAGCUUCACUCGCAUCUCAGAGACAGUCACGAAACGACAGGGUGUAUUUGCUCGCAUCCCUCCACCGACCGGCCCACGGGAGCCUAAACGCCUCCAAGCAGUCCUCAGAGCCGCUCACAAUUCCAGCAGCCCGGUCGACGCCUCUCACAAAACUGGGGCAACAAGGGACGGCCGUCACAACUCCACUCUGCCUGUGGAUAGCGUCCAUCGCCCCUCCGUAAACGGCUCCACUCCCCCUGUGGAUAGCGUCCAUCGCCCCUCCACAAACGGGUCCAGAACCCCCUGGGACAGUGACCACAAAUCUCGACCAACCACGCCAACUACCCCCGGCGGCUCGAAUGCAGGUACCGGCUUGAACUCCACUGUUCCAGGCACUGGCCACCACAGCACCCCGCCCAGUGGUGGAUACAAGCCAGAACCCCCAACCGCCUCAGAUCACCUCCCCAAUCAGUCCAACCGCGUAGGAAUGCCUCCAUCGCCUGGUACCACUGGAAAUCAGCCUUAUGUUAACAACCCCAACCAUGGAAAAGUCGGAGAGACCCCUUCUCCAUAUGGGCACCAAACCGGUAAUUCUCCAUACGGGCACCCAACCGGCAAUUCUGGAUUCGGACAGGGUGCGGCGCCCGGCACCACUGGAACUUCGCCCUUUAGUCCUUAUCGACAGCCUGGGACUGGUCCAUACGCCACCCCGAACAACAAUGCGGGGAUGAACCACGCUGGGGCCUCGAACGAAAUGACGAAUGCGCCAUACGGACAUCCUGGAAGCGCUGGAAACAAACCGUCCUAUGGAAACCCUGUUGGAGCUCCAGCUUAUGGCGGCGCUGGUCAAUCUCAAUGGAACGCUCCCAAGCCACCAUCCAACUUCGGCAACACAGGUAAUGGCUUUUCCUCACCACCCUCGGCUACUCACGGAGCAAACAGCGGUUCCGGAACUCAGGAGCACGGCAGCGGCUUCGGAGCUCCAAACGCUGGCGCAGGCUUCUCCAGCUCCGCCCCAUCGACCGAGCACAAAGCCCCCUCUACAGGGUCGAAUGAAGAUCCAAACCACAAGAAAACCCCUUAGGUUCACUGGCACGAGCUAUCGGUAGUCAAGGUUAGGCGUGGGUUGUUGAGAUGUUAUAUGUCUUGUUAUCACGUCCUCGUUGUUCUACACUCGUUUUUUUCGUCCUCUAUGUCCUUCUUUUUCUUGUCCCCUCUUGAGUCUACUCGUCUUUAUUUUAUCUCGUUUGGUUCUAUUUCUUUUGGGUCCUUGUGCAAACCGAGCUCGCUGAAACAAAGAAGGAAAAGCAUCCAAGAUGGUACAGUCAUUCACAUAGUCUACUUGAGCUGUUUUUUCUCUGUAUUCAGUUUCUAUUUUGGAAUAUAAUUUUCAUCUCUCCCUGC
Messenger RNA from Puccinia graminis f. sp. tritici CRL 75-36-700-3, 2182 nucleotides. RefSeq lists its product as uncharacterized. The coding region runs from base 222 to 1862 and encodes 546 amino acids. Lineage: Eukaryota; Fungi; Basidiomycota; Pucciniomycetes; Pucciniales; Pucciniaceae. The transcript is spliced from 5 exons. The record is from RefSeq and is a predicted model, not a curated record.